AGGAGGAGAUGGUAAAGGGGGGAAGGAGAAAGAAGGGGGUCGGAUUGAAAACAGAUCAGCAGCCUGAAGAUCUCAACACCACCGCAUGUCUCUGCUAUAACUAUCGAGUGAAGCCAAACCGCCUUUAGUCCGAAACUUUAACGCUCAAGAAAAUACAAAGCGUCACGCAUCAUGUUAGUUUGCUGAAAAGCGCGCAAAGCACGCACACAAGAGCGCACCCCUGGAGAAGAUGGAUUGUAAGAAAAAGUUAGACUCGACUUUUGUUCAGCACUGAAUCACUCUCCGGUAUAGUAGGAGUGCAAGCUUGAAGUGUCAAUAAACUUUUAAUAACUCGGUUCAUGGAGUUUCGCGUCAAGUCCGGAGAGGCUUGUUUGCGCGUUGUGCAUGGUGCCAGCUCAGUCCUAGUUUACGGGAAUCAGACUCCAGGCAAAGUUUUCCUCGGACAAAAAGAGUGAGUGGAAGAUCUUCGGUUUCGAAGUGAAAAGAGACGGCAGCGAAGGUUGUGACGGAAAUUGAAAAGCAGCAUGGAGACUUCAGUUCCAACUGCCACUGAGAAGAAGGAGUGUAAGGGUUCAGGUCUGGAUGGAAGCAGCUUCUCAGAAAUCCCAAAGAAGCCCUCGCCCACCACUCUGACCAGAGGUGCCCACCACCUCUUCCCCACGUUUCACACCCCUAUCCCAAUUGACAUGCGACACCACGAGGGGCGAUACCAUUAUGAGCCACACCCACUCCACGGCAUGCAUGGACCUCCAGGACUGACGGGCAGUCCAGUCAUCUCAGAUAUUUCCCUGAUCCGUCUAUCACCCCACACGGCGCCUGGGACGGGUGAGUCACCGUUCAGCCCUCCACAUCCUUACGUCAGCCCCCACAUGGAGCACUACCUACGCUCGGUACACGGCAGCCCCACCCUCUCCAUGAUCUCAGCGGCCCGAGGACUGAGCCCUGCAGAAGUGACCCACGAACACCUGAAGGAUCGUGCCCUGUUCAGUCUCCCCCCUCCACCACCAGGGGCAAACCCGACAGAAUACUACCACCUGAUGACCAGUGCCAGCCAGCGAAGCCCCUACACUGACCUGCUGAUGCAGAGCAGUGCAGCGGCGGCCGCAGCAGCAGCGGCUGCAGCUCAUCUACCAGAUUACAUCAGCCCCGUGGAUGUAUCACGUUUCUCGAGCCCACGGCUGACACCCCGACUGAGCAGGAAGCGGGCGCUGUCUAUCUCCCCACUGUCAGAUGCCAGCAUUGACCUGCAGACCAUGAUCCGCACCUCACCCAACUCCCUGGUGGCCUACAUCAACAACUCCCGUUCCAGCUCAGCCGCCAGCAGCUCCUAUGGGCACCUUUCAGUCGGAGGGAUCAGCCCCUCGUUCAGCUUCCCUCAUCCCAUCAACCCAGUGGCGUACCAGCAGCUGUUGUCCCAGCAUAGGACGAUCAACGCCUUCGGCCACACUCCGCCUCUCAUUCAACCAUCGGCGUCCUCUUUCUCUACUCGCCAACACCCCCUCACCGCUUCACCUAUGUCCACCUCCCACAACGGUUCCAGCUCUGAGGCAAUCCAGAAUGCCAGUGGAGACCCAGCAGUGAGUAGCACAGUCAACCCACUGACCACCAAGAGGUCAAAGGUUAAGACGGAAGCAGAGGGUCCACUGCCCAUCUCACCGUCCUCUCAGGACCAUGGUGGAGGGAUCUUGGACUUGAGUGAGGAUCUGGAUAAGGACGAGUGCAAACAGGAACCCGAGGCCAUAUAUGAGACCAACUGCCACUGGGAGAGCUGUACCAAAGAGUAUGACACCCAGGACCAGCUUGUUCAUCACAUCAACAACGACCACAUCCACGGUGAGAAAAAGGAGUUUGUGUGUCGCUGGGAGGAGUGUUCACGGGAGCAGAAACCCUUCAAGGCUCAGUACAUGCUGGUGGUCCACAUGAGGCGUCACACAGGGGAGAAGCCGCAUAAAUGCACAUUUGAGGGCUGCUCAAAAGCUUACUCUCGCUUGGAGAACCUCAAGACCCACCUCAGGUCCCACACAGGGGAGAAGCCGUAUGUGUGUGAACAUGAAGGCUGCAACAAGGCCUUCUCCAAUGCCUCAGACCGGGCCAAGCACCAGAACCGCACACACUCUAAUGAGAAACCAUAUGUGUGUAAGAUCACAGGCUGUACAAAGCGCUACACAGACCCCAGCUCUCUCCGGAAACAUGUUAAGACAGUCCACGGACCCGAAGCCCACGUCACUAAGAAACAACGAAGCGACGCACCUCCCAGACUGCAGCCACCCAAAGGCAACGGAGAGAAUGAGACAAAUUCCAAGCUUGGUGCAAGAGGCGUGGACGGCAGGAUUGAGGUCAACAACACCUCUAGAGGAGUGGAAGACUGCCUACAAGUCAAAUCUAUCAAGACCGAGAACUCUAUGACGUAUCACUCCAGUCCUGGCGGCCACUCGUCAUGUAGCAGUGAGCCGUCACCUCUAAGCAGCGCCAACAACAACGACAGUGGGGUGGAGAUGGCCAUGCACAGCGGGGGCAGCUUCGGGGACCUAAGUGCACAGGAUGAGUGCCCCAUGGUUGACUCCACUGUUCCCGCUGGGGGACAGCAGGCUGGGAUGGGGCUUCAGUUGAGGAAAGCUGUGGGUCAUGGUGGUGCGGUCACCAUCAAGCUGGAGAAUAUCAAGAAGGAAAGGCUGAAGACAAUGAGGGACUCCUGCCCCUGGGUCAACUCUGCACCACAGCCACUGCAGGGCCAACGCAACAGCAUGAAGCUGCCUCCCAUUCCUGCAGUCGGUUCCCUGCUGGAGAGCUCCAACAUGAUGACUAACUUAAGCGGUUCGUAUCCUGGCCAGCGCAUGGGUGACCUAUCUUCAUGUGAAGUGACAUUGCUGAACCAGCUGAAUGAGCGACGUGACAGCACCACCAGCACCAUCAGCUCAGCUUACACCUUGAGUCGGCGCUCCUCCGGUAUUUCACCUUGCUAUUCCAGCCGCCGCUCCAGUGAGGCGUCCCACUUUGGUGCUAACCGCCAUAACAAUAUCAGUUCAGCUGACUCCUAUGACCCAAUAUCCACUGAUCUGUCUCGCCGCUCCAGCGAGGCCAGCCAUUGUGGAGGUGGUGGUGGUGUCAGCGGAGGAGGAGGUGUCUCAAGCCUCCUUAGUUUGACACCAGCUCAGCAUUAUCGGCUCAAGGCAAAGUACGCUGCUGCCAUUGGUGGAGCUCCACCUACUCCUCUCCCCAAUAUGGACCGAAUGAGCCUGAGGACCCGCAUGGCAUUCUACAGUGACUCCCAGGAAGGCUCGUCACACCCAUUCCAUCAGCCACCCUCUGGAACUGUGCCUCGGCGAUGCAGUGAUAUUGGAUAUGGCACACAGAGCAUGAUGCCCCAUGAGGUACCCACCAACCUUCCACGCCGUGCCAGUGACCCAGUGCGUCGUCCCGCAUUGGACCCUCUCUCCUUUCCUAGGGUCCAGCGCUAUAACAGCACGAACAGCAUGAACCCCAUGAAUGGCCAAUCAGCUGAACGCCACCAGGCACUGGCUAUGCAGGGCUACACUCGUUCUGAUGGCAGCCUGCAACGUUACCCAUUCGCCCCCCGACCACCGAGCAUUUCUGAGAAUGUAGUCAUGGAGAACAUGGCAGUAGAUGGGAUGAUGACUGGGGGGGGACAGAGUGGGGAGGAUGAUAUGGUGCUUCCAGAUGAUGUGGUGCAGUACCUCAGGACCCAGAAUUCGGGCCCCUCAGGUCACAACUUGGGGCGAGUGGAUUACCAUUCAAACAAUCAGACUCAGGGCUACCAGACAGGCAUGGCCCCACCAGCAUCAUUUUAUUCACAGAGGAGGAUGGCCAUGGUGGAUGCCACCAAUACUCAGUCUGGUCAGGACAUGCAAUCCUGCCACAUGGCUCCUGGUGGCUCCCAGCAGCCCUUCUCCGCACCUUCGGACAACAUGAACAAGAAUAACAUGCCGGUGCAAUGGAAUGAGGUGAGCUCAGGGACUGUGGACACCACAACCAAGCUCUCCAAACAACAGCAGCAUCCUCUCAGGGGGAACCUAGCUGUUGUUCAACAGAGGCACAAUUUUGGUUCUUUCCCAGGACAAGGACAGGGCCUGGGCAGCAAUCAGCAGGUAGUGCCUAUGAGUCAGAAUAUGUCUAUGCAGGGGUAUGUGAACCACAACAGCCAGAGGCUGAUGAACAUCUCCCACCAGCAGCAUCAGCAACAAAGGCAAUGCAACAAUGUGAACUUGAGUCCUCAGCAAGGAUUCGGCCAAGAGGCAGUCUUAAAUUCCGUAUCUGGGAGCACUAGCAUGAGACCUACCCGGAACAGUAUGGCAGAUCCAGAACUGCAAAGUUACGGAGCAAGGACACAAGCUGAUGGGUAUUCUCAUGUGAAUCAAGUGGAUCAGCAGCAAAAUUACAGUGUUCUGUCUCAGCACCAGCACAAUAUCCAUAAUGAAGGCAGAGGAAUGUUACAACCCAGGCCUCCCACUGAACCCAAGUCUGUUGCCAGACAACACACAGGGUCUAGCAUGAUUCAACUGAGCCGAAUACUCAAGUCAUCUGAUUUGAGCCCCAGUCGUGGUACUGACACCUCAGAGGCAAGCCCAAAGAGGCCCAGUGGGUCAGCAGCCCACAUCAGUAACACUGAAAAUCCAAACUCUGCUGUUUUCUACACAGGUCAGAUUCAUAUGUUUGAACCAACUUCUGUCAGCUUUGAUUCUCCCAUGUCCCCCUGUGCCAGCCAGGCUUCUGCCAGCAACACCACUGCUGCAGCCAACAUGGCAUCACCAGGAGUCAACCAGGUCUCCAGCAGUACGGUGGAUUCUUCCACUGGUGGAUCUGGUGGCACAGAGCAUGCCCAGAUCGACUUUGACACCAUGCUAGAUGAUGGGGACCACUCCAGUCUAAUGUCAGGCACUCUGAGUCCUGGCCUUCUGCAGAGCCUCUCACAGAAUUCCUCACGUCUCACCACCCCCCGCAACUCUGUCACCCUUGCAUCUGUACCGGCAGGGAUUGGCAACAUGGCCAUCGGUGACAUGAACUCUAUGCUCACAGCCUUGGCUGAAGAAAGCAAGUUCCUCAACAUGAUAAGCUGAGAGCAAUCAAACACCUCAUCAUCCAUACAGUUUUAACCAUUUCUACAUCAGGAAAAUAUGAACUACACAAGAAAGCACUGAUUUAACAAUGCAAAACUGGCUAUUUCAUAACUUCCUCCCUCAUUGUCCAUAGUAAUAUGCGUAUCUUGUAAUAUUUGCUUCAGAAUAUAUGUUACAUUAAAAUGUAAUAGUAAGUAUAGCUAGGGUUAAGAACAAUUUUCUGACAUUAUUUGUUAAAAAGCCAUACAUUUUACUUACAAAUAUAUGAUAGCCCAGGGUAUAUAAAUGUAUCUUCAAACAAUUGCCAUUCAGUAUUUGCUGGUAUAUUAGCCCUUUACAAAGUGGUGCACUAAAAACAGUUCACAUAGUAGCUUGCUGAGGACAUCAAGGUUGAGCGUCUGGAAACGCUGUUUCCAGGAAAUGGACAUGGUAUGUAGAUAACAGAUAAUAUUUUCUCAUGAAGACCUUAAUGUGUAUAUAUUAUACUGUAUGGUACUUGCUUUAAGUUAUGCUAUACACUUAUGAUGUUUAACUAGGGCUGUCAAAGGUUUCAUUCAGAAAGAACAAUGGGUGAAUAUUUUUUAAUGAUUGGUUAAGUUUUUAGGGGGGGGGGGUUUCUCUGUGCUAACCAUGUGGAUUUCGAAAAAUAUUCUCACAA
Messenger RNA from Micropterus salmoides (largemouth bass), 5733 nucleotides. RefSeq names its product GLI family zinc finger 2a (gene gli2a). The transcript is spliced from 14 exons. The coding region runs from base 525 to 5075 and encodes 1516 amino acids. Gene Ontology annotation, molecular function: DNA-binding transcription factor activity, RNA polymerase II-specific; RNA polymerase II cis-regulatory region sequence-specific DNA binding. Gene Ontology annotation, biological process: smoothened signaling pathway; regulation of transcription by RNA polymerase II. The record is from RefSeq and is a predicted model, not a curated record. Gene Ontology annotation, cellular component: nucleus. Lineage: Eukaryota; Metazoa; Chordata; Actinopteri; Centrarchiformes; Centrarchidae.